This is a messenger RNA of Nerophis ophidion (straightnose pipefish), 4184 nucleotides long. Its product is annotated as protein shisa-8-like. Gene Ontology annotation, cellular component: dendritic spine membrane; AMPA glutamate receptor complex; postsynaptic density. Gene Ontology annotation, biological process: regulation of AMPA receptor activity; regulation of short-term neuronal synaptic plasticity. The record is from RefSeq and is a predicted model, not a curated record. The coding region runs from base 1237 to 2502 and encodes 421 amino acids. Lineage: Eukaryota; Metazoa; Chordata; Actinopteri; Syngnathiformes; Syngnathidae. The transcript is spliced from 5 exons.
AGCGAGCGGCAGUGCGAGCAUCGCCAAGUGACGGGAUAUACAAACGCUUGGACGUGAGCGGGAUCAAACCUGGACAACGGGAUAACGGAGUGAAGAAGAUCUGCAAAAGGAGGAGGAAUGGAAUGACAAAACAAAAGCAAAAGCAAAAGCACCGUGUUGCUUUUGGGGCUUCCCACCGUCUCACCACUUCUGUCUGGAGCGUCCCACAGUGAAAACACAUAUAUGUGAUAUAUAUAUACAACUCCUAUACAUAUAUAUCAAAUUAUGCCUGUUUUCAAAGAAGCUGCGGCCGGCCAGGGAGAAAAUUGAGUUUAAUUAUUGGAAUAUUCAAUAUUCUGCAUAUUGCAUCAUUUCUUUUGUUCAGGUAGAAGAAGAGGGGGAAAAAAAAAAGCAUGAUGUGAAACGGACGCAGCCCCCCCUCAUAAAAAGAGGCUUCUUUGAAAACAGGACAUGUUGUGAUGGCAGCAGUGCCGCCGCAUCUCCCGCUGGCCUCGUCAACAACAACAACAACAAAGCUUUCUGAUUCUGACCCAAACUUCAGCCAAAGUGCAAGAGAGAGCGACUCUCUCUUGUCCUCACGCUGACAUUUUGCACAAAAAAAAAAGAAAAGAGCCACACGGGUGAGGUACGUUUUUUUUUUAUUUUCUAAAUGAAUAGUUCAUGAGUCGGUAAUUCCAUCCGGCAUCACAACAUCUCCUCCCCCAAGUACAGAUAAUAGGAGUUCUGUGGUAAUGAGCAGGGGUCAAAGCUGCGAAAAGCCACUUGUCUGAAAGAAAAGGGAAAUAGAUGCUUCCGGAGAGUCGUCGUCGUCGUCUUGGUAGGAUUACAGCCCGUGGUUUUCUUUUGAAGGACGAGCCCUGUUCACCUGUAGGUCUGCAAAGGAAACUACUGUGAGGAGAUGCCCACCACCAAGAUAAAAGAGGGCGCCCUGGUGCAGUGAUAUUGUGGUGUGAGCAGCAUGUCCCAGGACUGAGGAGCCCUCCCAAGAUGGGCGCUCGCCACUCUGUGAAUUGCCGAAGAGUCUCCCUGCUUCUUUGGCGUGUCGUGUGACUUCCACGUACUCGCCGGCCGGACUCUUGGUUUAUUCGCCCCCGACUGGAUACGCACAACGCCAGGAUUGGGAUUUGUUUACAACCGCCGGAUUCCCCCCCUGAGGCUUUGUGAAAGGAGCAUUAAUGUUGGGUGUGUCUGUAACGAUUACACAUCGCUGAGGCAUCCCGAGACCAAGCAUCCAAGAUGUCUUCCCACAUGUUGGUCAGCUUCUCAGUGGCCCUUUUUCUGGCUUUGACCCGGCUGGGCGGACUAAACCAUCAAGUUCUGGCCCAAGCUCCUCCAAACAACCAGACGACUGAGCGAUCGCUGUUACCAGAGGCUGCCCUGCCAACACCAACUCCCAACAAAGAGGACCAAACAGUCCCAGGCGGGGCCAACCGGUGCUGGGGUUACUACGACGUCAUGGGCCAGUGGGACCCGCCCUUCAACUGCAACGCCGGGAUCUAUAGCUUCUGCUGCGGUUCUUGCUUCUACCGCUUCUGCUGCCAAGCCAAAAUCCACAGUUUGGAUCAGACUUCCUGUUCCAACUACGACACGCCUGUCUGGGCAAACACAGGGCGACCGGCGGACCCUGUCACGGAGGUUCAACAGGAGCCGGACCGCGACCAAACCCAUAUGAUCGUGUAUAUUAUCUGUGGCGUGGUGGCCAUCAUGGUGCUCAUUGGGAUUUUCACCAAGCUGGGGCUGGAGAAGAGCCAAGGAGGACAGACGGACAUGACCAAUUCCAGGACUCUGACAGAGUUGCUGAAGCAGCCAGGCGAGGCCGGGAUUAUGGACGGAACUGGACUCCACCACCCUGUAGGGACCAACGGGAUCUCGGCCCGGGCGUUACGCUCCAACAACGAUCACAACCAUUUGAAUAAUGCAGCCUUGUCUCCCCUGGGACCUGCCAUGGCCUUGUCUCACCCUCACAACAACCUCGGCAUCGGUUUUAACAAGUAUUCUUCACUCAAGGGAGUGGACACAACUCCCAGAGAUUACUACAAGAGCUACCCCAUGGUGGACUACACCCACCGCCAGUCUCCGCCUACUUUCCAGCCAAUCAACUUCCACCCGAAGGAAAAGUCCUUCCUCCCCCCGCCCGACAUCCACGCACCGCUGGCCAUCACCAUCAACGCUUCCCAGAUCCCCAAGCCCAAGAUCUCGAAAACCAACACCCACCCGCUCACGUCGGGCUCGGCCUUCAAAGUCUGGGACCCCAGUAAGAGCCACGGCCAGCGGCCCGCUGCGUCCCACAUGGGCCAGCAGCACCACCCCAUCCAGCAGCAGCACCACCAGCCCCUGCACCAGCCCAACAGCCGGCGCCAGGCCUACUCCAACAAGAGGCAGUUCAGCAUCGAGACGCUGCCCGAGCUCUUCUCCCAACCGCUGGCCUACAGCCACUCACCACAUGUGCACCCCAAGCACAAGGGACUUCCCACCAACAGCAAGACCGAGGUCACGGUUUGAACAUGACGCGCCCAGAGAGAAAAGAAAUGCUCUUUUAUAUCCGCCGGCGUUAACUGCAGGAGAGGCAAGCAGAUAUCGUGUUUUUGAACGGCCUUUUCCUUAUCAUUGUUGAUAACAACAACAUGGCUACUUUGUACAGCCGUUGGAACAAAACAGCCAGAGCAGACAAGCUGAGGUGUGGGCUAAAUCUUUGGUUCUCGGUGUGUCGGCACACUUCUCAACUCCGCUCCCACCCGAGUCAUUCAGCAUGGCUCUAUAUCAAGAAACCCCACAAGAGAUGACUUUCCAGAGAGGGAGAACCGUGGCUUCUAACCACCAGAGACCAUGCCAUGGUUUUAUUGGUUCCCUCUGGGAAGUGUUAGACAACAGCCUGGAAAGUCACACCAGAGGUUCUGUAUCAAGAAACCCCACAAGAGAUCACUUUCCAGAGAGGGAGAACCCUGGCUUCUAACCACCAGAGACCAUGCCAUGGUUUUAUUGGUUCCCUCUGGGAAGUGUUAGAGAACAGCCUGGAAAGUCACACCAGAGGCUCUAUAUCAAGAAACCCCACAAGAGAUCACUUUCCAGAGAGGCUGCUAGGGCAGGGAGAACCGUGGCAACAGAGACCAUGCCAUGGUCUCAUUGGUUCCCUCUGGAAGGGGGAUGUUAGAGGAUAGUCUGGAAAGUCACACCAGAGAGCAGGAUGGGGGUUCUUUGCAUGAAAUAAGAGGAAUGUGAACUGUACACACUCAGUGAGAGAGACAACACACACUCAGUCACCGAGGAUUCCUGGCAGCCUCACAAACAAACAUGGAAUAUUGUUCUCUCAUCAAACUGCCUCAAUAAAAAAGGGAUGAUUUUUCGUAGAAAACCUCAACUCCAGUCAACCCUCCCUCGUGUUCCGAAGGCUGAACACAUUUGUGACGUACAGAAACCAAGGAGAAGUAUUCCAGUACGAAGGCAAAGAGUUGAAAAGAGUUGUGUAUUCACGGCAUGGCAAAGGGGAAACUUGUUUACUGUAUUUUCCGGGUUACAGAGCACAGAAGUCAUCGAGCCGCACCCAGCAAAUGUUGAAAAACGAUUAUUUUACAUAUAUUAGCCGCACCCAAAUGUUUGGUAAAUGUUUAUUUGUGAUGUGCCCUGUCACACAGAAGUAAAACGUCCGAUCAAACAAAACUGAAGCCAUGGUCACGGACCCACUAGCUGGGGGAUGGCUCUCCAAUUAGCUAAACAACCAUUCAGCAUGGCUCUAUAUCAAGAAACCCCACAAGAGAUCACUUUCCAGAGAGGCUGCUAGGGCUGGGAGAACCGUGGCUUCUAACCACCAGAGACCAUGUCAUGGUCUUAGUGGUUCCCUCUGGAGGGGUUAGAGAACAGCCUGGAAAGUCACACCCAAGAGCAGGAUGGGGGUUCUUUGCAUGAAAUAAGAGGAAUGUGAACUGUACACAUUCAGUGAGAGAGAGAACACACACUUAGUCACCGAGGAUUCCUGGCAGCCUCACAAACAAACAUGGAAUAUUGUUCUCUCAUCAAACUGCCUCAAUAAAAAAGGGACGAUUUCUCGUAGAAAACCUCAACUCCAGUCAACCCUCCCUCGUGUUCCGAAGGCUGAACACAUUUGUGACGUACAGAAACCAAUGAGAAGUAUUCCAGUACGAAGGCAAAGAGUUGAAAAGAGUUGUGUAUUCACGGCAUGGCGAAGG